Messenger RNA from Tribolium castaneum (red flour beetle), 826 nucleotides. Its product is annotated as NADH-quinone oxidoreductase subunit B 2. The transcript is spliced from 3 exons. The coding region runs from base 161 to 769 and encodes 202 amino acids. Gene Ontology annotation, molecular function: quinone binding; 4 iron, 4 sulfur cluster binding; NADH dehydrogenase (ubiquinone) activity. The record is from RefSeq and is a predicted model, not a curated record. Gene Ontology annotation, biological process: aerobic respiration; electron transport coupled proton transport; mitochondrial respiratory chain complex I assembly. NCBI's taxonomy places the organism in Eukaryota, Metazoa, Arthropoda, Insecta, Coleoptera, Tenebrionidae.
CGCCUUCUUUAACAAAAACGGAGGCAAAUCGUCAUUAUUUUAUUAAAAUGAGACAACUGUCACAUUGACAUUUUGUCAACCACCACAAACGUCAAAAUUUCCGUGUUACGUAAAACAGUCAAAUUUAACAAAAACAUUGCUCGUACUUGACUAAACCAAGAUGUUGCGUUCAGCAUUAACCCCCAUUAAAGACACCCUCGCCCCUAACCUCCGCAUCCUUGGCACCUUCGCACAACCCGUCCGAAACCAAUCCACAGAAGUAGCCCCCCGACCCUACUCCCCCUUUCAGAAAACUAGCAACUUGGCCGAAUAUUCCUUAGCCCGUCUCGACGACCUCCUGAAUUGGGGCCGCAAAAGCUCAAUGUGGCCUUUGACGUUCGGUUUAGCGUGUUGUGCCGUCGAAAUGAUGCACAUCGCAGCCCCCAGAUACGACAUGGACAGAUACGGAGUCGUUUUCAGAGCCUCCCCACGACAAGCAGACGUUAUUAUUAUUGCAGGAACUUUAACGAAUAAAAUGGCCCCAGCUUUGCGAAAAGUCUACGACCAAAUGCCCGAACCCAGAUGGGUGAUUUCAAUGGGCAGUUGUGCAAAUGGUGGGGGCUAUUACCAUUACUCGUAUUCGGUGGUUAGGGGCUGUGACAGGAUUAUUCCCGUCGAUAUUUACGUGCCAGGGUGCCCCCCAACUGCUGAGGCCCUCCUUUAUGGGGUUUUGCAGCUUCAGAAGAAAGUCAAACGGUACAAUGCCCUACAAAUGUGGUACAGGAAGUAGAAAAUAAUUGUAAGAAUAAAACUGUAAAUAAGGUUUAAAAUAUACACGUCGACUCGA